AUGACAGAAAAUAAUAAUAAUAAUAAUAAUAAUAAUAAUAAUAAUAAUAAUAAUAAUAAUAAUAAUAAUAAUAAUAAUAAUAAUAAUAAUAAUAAUAAUAAUAAUAACAAUAAUAUUAAUAAUAAUAAUAAUAGUAAUAACCAAAUUCAACAACCUCAGUUACAAGUAAAUGAAGGUAUAAAUCCAAAGCCAUUAGUAAUUGGUUUAAAUAAAUCAUUUCAAGUGAAUGGUGAAAAUAAUACAACUUCAAUUAACAAUAACAACAACAACAACAACAACAACAACAAUAAUAAUAGUAGUAGUAACAUCCCCGCCCCAUCUAAUACUUUUACAUUUAAAGCUGGUAUACCUUCAUCUGGAAGACAACGUACCCUAUCACCUUUAGGUUCAAAGAAUGUAACAUUUUCAACAAAUGUCGAAAACCAAUCAACAACCACGAAAAUAGACGAAACAAUUAACAAUAACAACAACAUCUACAGCAACAGUAACAAUAACAACAACAGCAACAACUCUACUAAUAGUAAUAAUAGUAAUAAUAAUGAUGAUAAUAACGGGAGAACCGAAAAUAUAGAGAAUAAUACAAUACAAGAUAGUAAUAGUAAUAGUAAUAGUAAUGAUAAUGAAAAUAAUAGGAGCAAUAGCUUUAACACAACUGUAAAUGGAAACAAUGUAAAUAGUAAUCAUAUCAAUAAUAACAACAACCACAAUAAUAAUAAUAAUAAUAAUAAUAAUAAUAAUAAUAAUAAUAAUAUAGUGUACAAUAUUCAAAAACAAAGUUUUAAUAAAUUAAAUGGAAGUGGAUCUUCAGAAAUCUUUCAAUUCGAUGAGGAAUGUGAAGAAGAACUUGAAGAACAACAAAAACAAAAUGAAAAUAAAACAGGUUCAUCAGCUGAAGAACAACAACAGCAACAACAAAAACAAAAACAACAACAACAACAACAAGAGGAUGUAGACGAUGAAGAUGAUCAAAUUAUAACAGUUGAAGGAGGUAAUAGAUCAAGAAGUAAUGGGUUAAUGCAAGAGUUGAAAUUGGGUACUUCAUUACCAGUUGGUAUACCAUCUCGUUUAUCUCAAAGUUUACAAACUCCAAGUCAAAUACAACAACAAAAGAAACAAGAGCAACAAUUGGCAAGUAGUAUAUUCACUUCAAAUAUAAAUCCAUCAACUCAAACCAAUAAUAACAACAAUAACAACAAUAGCAACUACAGCAACAGAAAUAUUUCUUCAACAACUUAUAAUGAAAGAAAGAAAUAUGUCACUCCAAGAGAUUCAUGGGUUGACAUUUUAAAAGAAAAAGAAGAAAUGGAAUCUUCAUUUGAAAUAUCACAAUCUUUAAAAAGAAAACAAAGUUAUAAAUCAUAUAUUUAG
Molecule: messenger RNA, 1368 nt
Organism: Dictyostelium discoideum AX4
Lineage: Eukaryota; Evosea; Eumycetozoa; Dictyosteliales; Dictyosteliaceae
Exons: 1
Coding region: 1-1368 (455 amino acids)
Source: RefSeq, a predicted model, not a curated record